Porites lobata is the source of this 10555-nucleotide messenger RNA. Lineage: Eukaryota; Metazoa; Cnidaria; Anthozoa; Scleractinia; Poritidae. The record is from the annotation of a GenBank genome assembly.
GAAUUAUUUUGCAAGAUGGCGUCCUUCUGGGAGGGAAUUUUUCGGAGAAGGGAAUGAUGUUUUGUGCAUUUUUGUGAAAAACAAUGGUAAGAAAAACUAAAGUGUAAUCUCAAAACUUUUUGAACUGCACAAACGAGGAGGGUAAUCAUAAUUGUUAUUUAAAAUUACUCCUCUUCUUAACUACCUUGUCACGCGAGGGAUUUUGUGGCAUACACGUUGUUGUUAAUUCAAAAUUAAACGUCAUAUAAGCUUAGUACCAGUGAACUUUGGGUUUAGAAGUCACAAUAAAAUUUCAAACUCAAUUCAUCUCAUCUUAAUAGUCAGGCAUGAAUUUGAUAUAACUUUUCUUGUUUUAUGAUAGACUAGUACACAUGACCCCUCAAGCAUGUUUAUUGCUUUUAUACUAAUCGUGUUUAAAUAAAGGAUAUACAUUUAUUCAUUCACUCAUUCAUGCGUAGAAGGAAAUUUUGUGGGAUAUAUCAACCUGCAAAAUUCUAGGUUGUCUUCCAUAUAUUGGGAUCUGAGGUUAUUUUGGCAGUUGUAGAGAGUUGGCCGUUGCUGUUUUAGAGAGAUUUAAUUGAGAGUCAAUGUAUCGACUGUCUGCCAGGACAAAAAUAGUGGCCAUUGUAGAGAGAUGGCCAUUGUGGAGAGGUGGUUUUUAGUGGAGGUGCGACUGUAAAUUAUUUGUGGCUGACAGUUCAAAAGUGGGUGUGUUAGCAGUGGAUCCAAAACACCAAGAACAAAACUGAUACUGCUGAAAUGCCAGCUACUAUGAGUUAUUCACCUAUAAUGCAUUUUUUUGUGCAAGCUAUUUGUGUACGUGCAGAUAAAUAACAAAUGAACUUGCCCUUUUUUCAAGUUCAAGUGCAAAGUUAAUUAAUAUUAAACUUUUUUGUCUCAUUGUUAGGGAUCGCAAGUGAAAGAUGUUAAAAUCCCACCUAACUCUCCUAAGGAUUUGCUUUUGGGCAAACAUGCUGAUUUCAUUGCAGCAUAUGGAAAGAAAAAAGAUGACUAUGUAAGUUGAAUAUUACAAGUCCUCUGUUUGUGCUAGAGUUUGAAAUGGUAAACCCUUUAGCGAACUACCUCCCUGUAAAGUGGAGAAUUAGCUGAUGGUUAUAUUUCUUUACGCUACUGUUUGCAAGGGAACUAACGGCCAUUGAGUUCCUAAACGACUUUGUAGUGUAGUGAUUAGGGUUAGUAAGUAAAUCAGGUUUCAAUCCAGUGCAGUACAUCCUGUAUAACGAUCAUAACUGGAACUUGAUUCACAUGGUUCCUUGGUCAACCCUAAUAAUUAAAUUUCAUGAGUUACUUUGGUAUACUACAAAAUACCCAUACCAAGCUACUGUGCAUUCUUAAUAAUUAAUUGUUGAGUGUUGACAUGUAAGUCCUGCACUUUAUUAAUGUAAAUUCAGACAAGGAACUGUAAUGGUUAAUCUAUGGAUCCUGAAAAUUUACUCAACUGAAAGUAAGACAUUUCCAUAUGUAGUUGUAGUGUUUCCUCAUGUUUGCUUAUUUUGGUUUAAUUCUGUAGGAGUACUGCAUAACGGAAUAUCUUCGAAUGAGUGGCGUGUACUGGGGUCUCACUGCCAUGUUUCUUAUGAACAAGCAGGACAUGAUGGAAAAAGAUGAAAUACUGGAAUUUGUCCAGUCUUGUCAGCAUGACAAUGGAGGCUUUGGAGCAAGUCAAAACCACGAUUCCCAUCUUCUUUACACCCUAAGUGCAAUUCAGGUAUAUACAGCACAGCCCAAACAUAAUGCAUGAGUAAGAAGUUCUUUUUGUUUCUGCAACCUUUUUAAUUGCAGGGUGCCUGUACUUGAAUCCUGCAAGACAGAAAAACUUCUUUGUGGUUAGAAUUGAAAACCGCAAGAAGUUCUGUCUUUGCAUGAGUAGGAUUUUUGUACCACAAGAACUUCUUUGUGGUAAACUCUAAGCCAGCAAAAGAAGUGGGAAGAAGUCUUAAAAAUAAAGGCGCAUUUAUUUUACAGAUUCAGACCCCCCAAACAAAACUAUCAACUGAAGAAUACUGCUCAUUAUGAAUAUUAGUUUUUUUAUUUACCUUAUUAGGUCAUGUCUCUUUAUGAUUGUAUUGAGAAAAUAAAUGUUGAGAAGGCAGUGGAAUAUGUAUCCAAGCUUCAACAAGAAGAUGGAUCUUUUGUUGGUGACAAGUGGGGUAUGUUAAUAAUAUAUCUCCUUGGUUUUUUCAUGAGCUCUUGGUGAGUGGAUAUAUUUCUGAAAAUGAUCAGGACUAUGUUCAAAAGUUUAGAAAACAUUUUUAACCUUUUAAAAGACUGUCUCAGAUGUUUUUUAGCUUGUUUUAUCCAUUAAGCAGUAUACAAUCACAGAACCUGAAGCACUUUUGUAAAUCUCUAAACAAUAUUUCACUGUUAAUAAUCUGUGAAGUGAACUUGGACUGGAUGCAUAUGUUAUAGGUCAAAAAUAAAUUCAGGUUUACUUUUUUUAUUAUUUUAGGUUGAUUCUCAAUUUCCUUAAUGUCUCCAAGCCCUGAUUAUUCGUGAAUUGGAAAUAGGACACAAAGGUAAUUGAGAAUCAACCUGAUUGUUAUUUUGACAUGUAACGCAUAUACAGAAUAAAAUAUUCUCAGGUUAUAACAUUGGAAGAAAUUUAUAUAAAUGUUGCAGGGCAGAAUUUUGUCUCUCCAACAUGAUUCUUUUCAUAAAGAUGGUAAUUUCGCACAAGGGGCUUGUCCAUACAACCUUUUCCUCCUUCACAUUCUUGCAUAAUAUCCUGAGUUGUUGAGUCAGGCAGGCUGUACAAAGAGAUGAUUAUCAGCAGAUAACAGCUGAUCAAUUGCCAGGCAUAAAGUGUUAAGACAGAAUCCACCAGGAAAUUGAAUAAUUUUAAUUUUCAGUGGACCAAAACCUUGUACCAGAAUAAUUUAAAGAAUAUUGCAUUCUUUUUUACAUUUUUGUAAUAAAUUAUCUGUAGUAACACCAAAGAAAAUUUCUCCUGGAAGUCCAAGAAAAGGAAUGUAAAAUUUCACAAGAAUUGUGAUUACACAGGUAAAAUUCUGAAAAUUUCAUGUGUAAGAUGAAAUUUUGUAAAAUUUGACAUUUAUUUUCUCGGGCUCCCAUAGGAAAUUUUUUUUGGUGUUACUGCAGUUGAUUUAUUACAUCUUUAACCCAUGAAAAAUGUAAGAAGGAAUGCAAUAUGCUUUAAAUAUUAUUCUGGUACAAGAUUUUUGUCCACCAAAGAUCAAAAUUACUCAAUGUCCUGGUGGAUUCCGUCUUAACAGUCCUACCAACCUUCCAUAAGUGAAUUUUAGACUAACUUUACAAUGGAUUAAAACAUUGCUUGACUGUGCCAAGUUUCCUGAUAAUGUAUGCAUCUUACCUCCAUUUUGUGCUUUGUUAGUUCUUAAUAUCAAUUUUCUAUUUUCAUCCCUAGGAGAAGUAGAUACUAGGUUCUCUUUUUGUGCAAUUGCAAGCUUGAAACUAUUGGUAAGUCCAGACACAUAUUAUAUAUUAUUAUACAUUGUAAUCAUUAUCUGUCUUCUCAUUGGCUAAGAGCCUACAGCUAAUUUUGGAAAUCAGUGCAACCUACAGCAGAUUAGUUAGCUAUUUGCUAGCAGAUAACUGACUAAUCUUUAGGUUGCACCCACAAUGCAUGAUUUCCAAUAACAAUAUGAAUUCAGGUUCCUUCUGAUGGUGUUUUUGUCUUCAUUUUCUUCAAAACAAUGUAUAAUAAAACAAUUAUCAGAUUCAGUUUUUUUGAUAUCCUAAAUAAUCAAGGUCUUGGUAAGUGUUAUCAGCCUCAGCUUUCAGCUCGGCUGAUAACACUUACCUUGACCGUGAUUCCAGAUAUCACAAAAACCUCAGCUAAUAAUUAACUAAAAAUCAUAAAGAAUCUGCCAUUAUCAUUGUCAUCAUCAUCAUCAUUAUUCCUGGGCUUGUAGGAAGAUUUUGCUUGGAUUUGUAUAAGCUUCAUAUUCAGUGGUAAUUUUUUUUUUCUUUUUUAUCAUCUGUAUUGUUUAGGGUCAUCUGAAUGCUAUAGACCUGCAGAAAGCUGUAGAUUACAUAUUGUCCUGUAUGAAUUUUGAUGGUGGCUUUGGAUGUCGACCAGGAUCAGAAUCACACUCAGGGCAGGUAUGAUGGUGCCUGGUUAAUUUUCAAUUAUGUCAUUCAUCAUUUUAUUUUACAUUUUUUCAUUCCUCUCAAUGAUUUUUUUACCUCUUCAUCCUGCGUCCCUGAUGCAUAAAAAGAUGCAAAAUAAGUCAUGGCAUUGGUCCCGUUCGUGUAAUUUCUGUGGCAGAACGAAAGCGGAACGAAACGAAACGACCAUAAACUCUCAUUUGUCCUACCAUUACUAUCUCGGCGAUUUUCUCACGUUACAGCUUUAGGUGUUGUGGUUAAAUGUUAAUGCAUUUGUGUUCAUGUUUAGUCUGUUUAGUGGCUUGUUUCAUUUUUCAGAUUUAUUGCUGUCUAGGAGCUCUGGCCAUUGCUGAUUCUCUGCAUCAUGUUAAUGCUGAUAUGUUGGGUUGGUGGCUUUGUGAAAGACAGCUUCCAUCUGGCGGAUUAAAUGGUAAACAAAUAACCGAAAAGCGCAAGGUUUGCGAUCAAAAUGCUUUACUAGGCGCAUAAGUGGAAUAUGGGAUGCAAGAGUGAUAGACGCGGGAGGGGGGACACGCGCAAGAAACUUCCUCUCUCCUCGCGCGCCAUUUCAUUCCUCGUGCCCAGCGCCGCAGUUGGAAUUGUGCCCAAAUUCCUCUCACGCCUGCUAGGAUCCAGGUGACCUAAGCUCAGUAAGGCACAUGAUCAGUAGCCCAUGAGUUAUUUGGACGUUAAUUUAUGUCAUUUGUUUAAGAAGGAGGCUAACCUGUCAUCAGGCGAUCCUGAUUCCCUUUUUGUUGUCCCUUUUCCCCGUCCGUUGACUUUCACGCUUUCCCCCAAAAAAGAACGCCUUCAGGAUGGCAAGUUAGAAGGAGGCAGAUUUGCGGUAUCAGCCAAUAUUUUUUCCAAUGAAAUAAGCCUGCAAUGCACAACUUCAUUCAUGGUUCUUUCCUUUGACAUUACGGCUUCUCGGUUUUUUUUUUCUGCGAAGAAGUACGCCUUGGGAGAAAGUCACCUUGCUUGUAGUGUGAGCAUUUUUGUUUUAGCAGACGAGAGCUUAGUCAGUUUGUUGUGUGUGGUCGCCAUGUUUGAUUUUGGGUAAGGUAGAAACUUGGGUGCAGACGAUUGCAAUCACCAAAUAACGUAAUACAUUAGACUGAAAACGAACCAACAAUAGUUUCUGCAUUAUACCAAAACACUUCCAAAAUUUGCAAAACUAAGCUUUCAUUUUUUUGAGAAUUCGAAAGAAUUAUGGCUCAUUUGGGAAGCUGUAUAUGAAUUACGUCACUCGAUGUAGCAUUAGCCUGCGAAAACAUCCGUUUCUCCCGGCUCUUCGCUGCUGGGGACGUUUUGCGCGAAACGUCCCCAACGGCGAAGAGCGAGGAGAAACGGAUGUUUUCGCAGGCUAAUGUAUUAUCUGAUAUCCAAGUUGUUCUUUAAAGCCUCGGCUGUGCUUCGUUUUGUAACCUGACUUCUCGACCGUUAUGUGCGUGUCAGAUGAAACUGUGUGUUGUUUUUUAGAAGCACGUUUUUUUUUAAAAAAAUGUUAGUCAAAACAGGAAGAUGCAUGUCCUGGGUUUGAAACUUCCCUUGUUUUCGACUUCUUGUCGAAGAAGACCGGAAGAUCGUCUGAGACAGGAAACGCCUCUGAUACGAAUCCGGUCAAGGGCGUGUCAGUCGUGUCUCAAAUUUAUCUACCUAUUUUCUUGUCAGAAACAACCAUAAAAUCACACGGUAAAGGGUUUAUUCGGAAAUCCGUCUCGAAAUUCGUAUUAGAAGAGAAUUUUUGCCAGUUUGGCGCACUGGAAGAACUGAAACUAAAGAUUUAAGCACUUCCUCUAGAAUUGUAUCUGUGUUUAUGUUUCCUGACAGGAAAGUUGGUCUAUUUUCAAUAUGAUUUGAAAAUCCAAAGGUUGUUUUUUCAUCACCUGCGAAUGAAAAGUAAUGGCAAAUGGUAAAUUAAAACGAUAUUAACAUGACGCAGGAUAUUUUAAAAAUAAGGAGCUUAAACAAAGUCCACCGGAAAUGAGGCUUUUCUUCUUCUAAUAUGCCUUAACACUACUAAAUUUGUACUGCGAAGUGUCUUUACUCUUAAAGAGACAAUUUGCCCCGAACAUUUGGGCACAACCACUGCCCCAGAAUGCGAAAAGUCCACUUCCGGUUGACGUACGUCGCUAAAAAACGACUUUGCUCAAGGUCCCUAAUGUCUUCAAUGUGGUUAUGAAGGGCUUGGAAACACGCCUUUCGAAAUUGGACUAUUCACGUAUGAGACGAGGAUAUUUAAGUAUCAUUUUGCCAGGCUGUGAUGCUGGGGCCGAAUAAAUUGUCCCAAGUCCAUAACAGAGCGUUUUCACUCGUGUGGCCAGCAUUUAUGUAAAUUUUAAUAUUGCAUGGAACAAAAGAAAGCGUUUACCUUAGAAAAGAGUUCAACUCCGCCGUGACGUCUUGUGAAUCCACGUGAUAAGGAUUCAUUAGUGCAUAGAGCUAUCUACCUUUUGGGCCAAUUGGAUGGGGGCACUGAAUUGUUGUUUAUCUCUCAGUCGUGGUUCUAAGAGCUAAGCACGGUCGGGUAGUUGUGAUCAUGUGCCUUUUUGUUGUUGUGAUUGUUACAGGUCGGCCAGAAAAACUCCCAGAUGUAUGCUACUCCUGGUGGGUGUUAGCGUCGCUUAAAAUCAUUGGCAAGUUACACUGGAUAGACAAGGUAAAAUUCCUGAGAUUAAUGCUGUUUCAGAGCGGAAUUCUAAUCACAUGAAAGUGAUGUAACCAGCAGAUCAAGAACGAACGAUAAAUCUCAAACUGAACCUCAUUUAAGUUUGUUGUUUCCUUGGUAGUAAAAAAUUGGUGAAAAAAACUUGAAGUUUGGGUUUUUUUAACAAGCAAAAAGAUGUUAGAUUUUUUCCCCGUUUUUAGCCUUUAGAGAUCGCCGAGCGCGCAUAUAAAUGUAAAACCGCGGGGGAUUUGUUGACCGCUGGAACAGUGAGGCGGGGGUGGAUAAAUUUCUUGAAAUUUUUCUUGCCCUUCGCGCACGCAAAAAUCGUUGAGAAAUAAGAAAAGACGUCUGUGGAAAGGCUAUUUCUUUCUAUAAUGCCCCCUGCAAGGCACUCUGAAAUUUGCUAUUGUAAAUUAGCACGGUAUAACGAGAAUGGCUAUGAUUCUUUGGUCAUUGUCUCUGAGCGAUAUAACUUCUGUUACUUUCUCUCCACUUAACGAAUCGUUUUUGACGGGUGAACGAUUUAAAAGUCCUCGCAAAAACAUAUUUUUCAUGCGCACUUAUAUUUUUGCUAUCUACUUGUAUGUGGCGUUUCUGACGAUCAGGCGGGAUGAGUGAUCCUUACAUGCGAUCGUAGAAAACCGUCACAACUUAGGAUUCAAGUGAGGAUUACAAUAAUGUUGCUGCUUUGUUUCAGGACAAGUUACGGAGCUACAUCCUUGCCUGCCAAGACGAAGAAACGGGUGGAUUUGCCGACAGACCUGGUGAUAUGGUAAGGGUCAUAAUUUUUUUAACUUUUGUUACUGACCUUGGAAAGAAAAUCAAGCUGCAAACUGGCUUAAGAUUCGAGGGCAAGAAACACUUCGAGGACAGGAUUUGCCUUAAAGUUUUUUCGCGUAUUGUCAAAAAAUAGAUACCCCAGAAAGCUUUAUUGUACUUUUGAUUCACCACAAAAGUUAGCACUAAUAACUUUAUCGAAGGAGUUUAAGCCCUCUCCUGGUCGCAAGAAGAUAAAACUUCUAGCAUUUAAUAACUUGUUUCCGCCACGUUCUCGCUAAAACUUGUAGUAGAAUGACGACGGCUACCACGUUUUCCCGCCAAAAUGACGCUGAUUCACGGGUGCGCACUACCAAGUAUUGAGAAAAUCUCCUACUUGUUGUCGUUCUCCUUGUUUAUGGGUCGUUUUCAGACAACUUCGUAUUCUUUUAUCUCAUAUUCGAUCGAUAGAUGUAUAGACCCUUUUCGAAACCUUUUGCCGGAAAAGUCUUGUCAGGGAGUCAAACAGCCGAGCCAAUAGACCACUUCGGAGUUAAUAUAAGAAGUCGAAACUAUGGCAUAGAUUUGAAGUCAAGAAACUGAGAUAUGAUAGCAGAUAAAUACCGUAUUUUAUCGAUAAACUCUGAACCCUAAUAAAGUCGGGCCUUUAAGCCCCUUAAGCAUUACAUAUAUAACAUGAAAGACACUCAAGAAAGGGGGAGUAAAAUAUUCUUUCUCAAAAAUGUGUCCCAAAAAGACUGCAAAUUCAAACUUAACAAUCUCCAAUCUCUGGGUCCACGGAGCCUCAACGCUGCAGUUGUUCAAUUGAGAAAAUGUCUUAUGUAAAUAAUCUCGCCAAGAUUCAGGUCCAUGUGGUAUUCAGAAAAAUUUUUCACCAUUUUGGUGUCCCUCGGUGGAGCACAAAUAUGACAGUGUAGCAUGAGCAUCCCAGGGGCGAAGCAGGGGGGAGGGGUACUCCAAUAAAUUUUGGAUUUGUGUGUGCCGCCCUGGGUCCUAAACCCCGACCCUAUUAAAGGAUGAGACCCACAAAAAUCGAUACUAUUCAAGGCCCAAACCCGAAAAAUGACAUCUCAUUCAAAGGAAAAAACAAAAGCUAAGAAUUUAAUGGCGCGGGAAGUAAUACUGUUCCUAAUACUCUAAAGGAUAGUUCAGUUUUAAUAGAUGAUUUGUUCCUCGUGUAGCUGGGCUCGGAGCCAAGUAUAAAUAUUAAUAUAUCGAAUAUGGUCUAUAUGAUGAGAUCACAUGCUAGCGCAUAACGUUUGGCACUUGCCCCUAGCUAAAAGUAAAAGUUUUGCAAGUAUUGGCUGGUUAGAAGUCUGCAUGUAGAGGCUGUCUGAUCUUUAUAGACUCCAGCUAUUUUCACUUUGAUUCUUCCCCUAGAAACUGAAAUCGAAUGCUCACUACUCCGUAGUUGAAUUUGUGUAAGACAGAGUCACGCGGGUUGAAGAUUCUUAGGCCUCGUCCACACGUGUCCGGAUAUUUUUGAAAACGGAGAUUUUUUUUAUUCGUUUUGGAAAAAACGCGUCCACACAUGGCUUAUUCUAAUCGUUUUCGCCGUUCACACGAAAACGCUAAGACAACAUUUGGAAGUACGAUAGCAUCCCUUACAAGGCAUGCGCUGUAUGAUGUAACAGCUUUAUUCUUUGUACAAAAAUACAAAAGUUGGAUAGUUUGCCCCGCAAAUAGCUGGAAAGCUAGUCGCGGCGGGGCAAGACAAGCACAUGAAUAACACAGUUACGUAAUAAAAACAAAAACGUUAAACUAUUAGAAAGCCUUGCAGAUUGCUACUAAAAAUAAAUAAAACACAGAAGUUAAGUGAUCUAAUUAACACAGCGCUUACUGACGUACAAUGCAUUAAGACAAGGAGUCACUGACUCUUAAAUGAUAACACAGAAAAAGAAAAGCAGACAUUAAAGCCUUUCGCAAGUGCAUCUAUGUACCCACUUUUUUAAUAAUCAUGGGGAUUUGAAUAUAGUCAUCCUCCUGUUCUAAGAUAUCAAGUAGCGAUUUGCGGAGAACUUUUUUUGUAAGCUUUCUUUGAAAGAGCCGUUAUAUAGGGUGGUAUCUUAUUCCACUGCUUUACUCCGAGUCGAGAGAAAGAAUUGUUUUGCGUUUCUAGUCUACAACUUUUAACAUAGAACUUUCAAGACGUAGACGAUCGUGUAUUGUAUGAGUGAAGAUUAGACGUUUUCUGAAAUAAACGUAACAUGAAAAACCUCAGUCUACGUUUUUGGUGCCGAAAACGCCUGUUUAUAUGUAGACGGAAGGCUAAGACGGAGUAAAAAAAUUCGCCCUUUGCUCAAAAAGUAUUCGGAUACGUGUGGACGAGGCCUUAAUUAGUUUCUAAAAAGAGCUGGCCUUACUCACCCUUAAGAGGGUAUGGUACUGAGAUAAUGAAGAUUUAGGACAAAAGUGGAUAAAGCAUUAAACUUCAGUAUUAAUCACAGUAGUGUUGCUCAUGAUCCUAAUACUAACCAUAUUAUCAGCUUAACCGUGAAAAUAUUACUUUUUAUCUAAUAACACUUGACGCUGUUUUUGACAGGUGGAUCCAUUUCACACGCUGUUUGGUCUGACCGGUUUAGCGUUACUAGGAUCAUCCGAAAUUAAGCCAGUUAAUCCCGUUUACUGCCUACCCGAAGAGACGAUUGAAAGGUUAAGAAUUCAACCUGAACUUCUGGAAUGAAGCUCAUUCCCUUGCAUCCACGCAGUUCAGUUUUUUGGUACAAGAAGUUGCAAUUCUCCAGUGUUUGUAUAAAGGGACAAGGAAGGAGAGGUUUGGAAAUGCCCUGGGGCCUUGAGUGUGAAGACGUGCGUUUUUGAAGUAUCGAAGACUAUUUACAUUCUAUCCCAGAUGACGUAGACUGUCCAUAGCGAUCAGUGUGAACGCGCGACCUCAGGCGAGUGUCAAAGCCGUGCACGAAUUUCUUGCGCACCCGCGCCUUACCCCUAUCCCUUUGUUCCUUCUAUUUUGCAUUAAAAAGAAUAGAGAGGCUGUGAACG